GAUGAUGUCUCUGUGGACCAGAGCUGCAGCUCUGUCUCUGCUGCUGCUGCAACAGCUGGUGCUCACAGUCACAGCUGAAGGCACUGUCUACGACCUGCUGGACUCUCCCGACUGCCUGCCAGACCUACUGCAGGGAAAACUGAAGGCCAAAGGUCAAAACGAGGCUUUCCUCCUGUCUUCUUUCAAGCUCCACAACAAAGGGCCCACCUCUCUCUUCAGUGUCAUCAACCCCAAAGACAACAGCAAGUACCUGGACCUCAGCGUGCAGGGCAAACCCAGCAAAGUAACCCUCCGUUACCUGAGGACCGACGGCAGAUUCAACACAACCAGUUUCAACCACGCCCCCCUGGCGAACGGCCACAGCCACCACGUGAUGCUCCACGGCAGCGGUCUGCUGAACGGUUCACCUCACCUCAACGUCUACAUAGACUGCAGACUGGCACACUCUCUGAACGAUCUGCCUGCCGUGUUUGGGUCAAUCCCACCUGGGCCCAACAAGGUGGCCCUCAGGACCCUGCAGUCCAGAGAACAGGAUGAACUCACAGACUUCAAGCUGGUGACCGGGGACACGAUAGACAACGUGGCCACGCUGCAGGACUGUAGCGCUGGUCAGGGUGAAUCUGUGCAACUGCUGGAUUCUGUCAUUGUGACGCGUGAGCGGGCCUCAGAUUUCCAGGAGGCCCGGACGGCAAAGAACGAGGCCACCAUGCAGGAGCUGAGGAACAUGCUGACUGAGAUGAAGGAGAUGCUAAACCAGCAGAUUAAAGAAAUAACUUUUCUGAGGAACACCAUCGCCGAGUGCCUUGCGUGUGGUCUUGGGGGAAGUCCGACCAGCACACGUCCGGCUUCAGCUCCGGCUCAGUUUGUCAUGCAGAGUCAACCACAGACUCAGUGUCUUCCUGGAACGUGCUUCAGGCAGGACAUGUGCAUCCGCUCAGAGUCAGGAGAAAUCCACUGUGCCCCGUGUCCUGACGGGUACACGGGAGACGGCGUGCACUGUGACGACGUCGACGAGUGCCAGUUUAAGCCGUGUUUCCCCGGCGUCCCGUGUGUGAACACCGCUCCCGGUUUCCGCUGUGGGAAAUGCCCUCUCGGCUACACUGGACCUGAAAUAAGGGGAGUGGGCGUGUUCUACGCUAAGUCAAACAAACAGAUGUGUGAGGACAUAGACGAGUGUCAGGGUCCACCUGACAACGGCGGUUGUACGGCCAACUCUCACUGCUACAACACCAUCGGCUCCUUCCGCUGCGGUGAGUGUAGAAGUGGUUUCACAGGUGACCAGGUCAAAGGUUGCCUCGGCUCCAGGCUCUGCCCCAACGGUCAAAUCAGCCCCUGCGACGCCCACGGUAACUGUGUUGUGCAGCGAGACGGCAGCAUUGGCUGUGUGUGUGGUGUCGGUUGGGCGGGUAACGGUUACAUGUGUGGGAAGGACACAGACAUUGAUGGAUAUCCUGACGCUCAGCUCCGCUGCAGAGACAACAACUGUAGGCAGGACAACUGUGUGUUUGUGCCAAACUCUGGCCAGGAGGACGCAGACAGGGACGCCAUCGGGGACGCCUGCGAUGAAGACGCAGACAACGACGGCAUCAUAAAUGAAAAUGACAACUGCUGGCUCAGUCCUAAUAAGAACCAGAAGAACAGCGAUAAGGAUCUCCACGGUGACGCAUGCGACAACUGCAGGACAGUGGACAAUCCCUCACAGGGAGACAUAGACCAGGACGGACUGGGAGACGACUGUGAUAAAGACAUGGAUGGAGACGGCAUCCCAAACAAUCAGGACAACUGCCAGAGAGUCUCCAACCCAGACCAGAGAGACAGAGACAACGACGGUGUGGGAGACGUGUGUGACAGCUGUCCUGAUAAAUCCAAUCCAAACCAGUAUGAUUCAGACAACGACCUGAUAGGAGACUCCUGUGAUGACAACAUAGACAGUGAUGGUGACGGCCACCAGGACACAAAGGACAACUGUCCCUCAGCUAUAAACUCCGCUCAGCUCGACACCGACAAGGACGGAAUGGGAGACGAAUGUGACGACGACGACGAUAAUGACGGCGUGCCGGACGUGGAGGACAACUGCAGGAUGGUUCCAAACCCAGACCAAAAGGACUCUGAUGACAACAAAGUUGGGGAUGCGUGCGAAGGGGACUUUGACAUGGACAGUAUCAUUGACAAAAUCGACCACUGCCCAGAGAACGCUGAGGUCACCCUGACCGACUUCAGAGCCUAUCAGACCGUAGUGCUAGACCCACACGGGGAGUCUCAGAUUGACCCCAACUGGGUGGUUCUUAACCAGGGCAUGGAGAUAGUGCAGACCAUGAACUCUGACCCCGGCCUUGCUGUAGGCUAUGUAGCGUUUAAUGGGGUGGACUUUGAGGGAACGUUCCACGUGAACACGGUGAUAGACGAUGACUAUGCCGGCUUCAUCUUUGGCUUUCAGGACUCCUCGUCGUUCUACGUCGUGAUGUGGAAACAGACAGAACAAACCUACUGGCAGUCUGCGCCUUUUAGAGCUGUGGGCUCACCGGGAAUACAACUCAAGAUGGUGAAGUCUCAGACUGGUCCAGGUGAGUAUCUGAGGAACUCCCUCUGGCACACAGGAGACAUCCCCGGGCAGGUCCGUCUCCUGUGGAAAGACCCCAAGAACGUGGGCUGGAAGGACAAAGUGUCCUACCGCUGGUUCCUGCAGCACAGGCCUCAGGUUGGAUACAUCAGGGCUCGCUUCUUUGAGGGUUCAGACCUGGUGGCGGACACAGGGGUGAUAAUUGACACCAGUAUGAGAGGAGGGCGACUGGGGGUGUUCUGCUUCUCCCAGGAAAAUAUCAUCUGGUCCGAUUUGAAAUAUCGUUGCAACGAUACAAUUCCUGCUGACUAUCAGGAUCACAGUGCCCAGGACACAGAGUGAAGACGGUGAGGAGCAGGGAUCGAGCAAGGGAACAACGCAAGGUCUGCUGAAAACGUGGGACAAAAGGAGCAGAGUUGCUCUGCUGACAGCAACGAGAGGGAGAUCACAAAUUAGAACAGCAGAGAAACUGGGAACAUUUUUCUUAAGAGUGCAUAACAUUGGGCAUUAUAUUCAAACCUUUAAUUCAGUGUGGUGUAACUGAAGCCAAUAUACUCUUGUAUAAAUCCUCA
This is a messenger RNA of Solea solea (common sole), 3132 nucleotides long. It is a transcript of the gene thbs4a, whose product is annotated as thrombospondin 4a. Gene Ontology annotation, molecular function: calcium ion binding. Gene Ontology annotation, cellular component: extracellular region. The coding region runs from base 2 to 2902 and encodes 966 amino acids. Lineage: Eukaryota; Metazoa; Chordata; Actinopteri; Pleuronectiformes; Soleidae. Gene Ontology annotation, biological process: cell adhesion. The record is from RefSeq and is a predicted model, not a curated record. The transcript has 23 exons.